Molecule: messenger RNA, 855 nt
Organism: Penicillium arizonense
Lineage: Eukaryota; Fungi; Ascomycota; Eurotiomycetes; Eurotiales; Aspergillaceae
Product: HMG-box domain-containing protein
Exons: 1
Coding region: 1-855 (284 amino acids)
Biological process (GO): regulation of transcription by RNA polymerase II
Cellular component (GO): nucleus
Molecular function (GO): DNA-binding transcription factor activity, RNA polymerase II-specific; RNA polymerase II cis-regulatory region sequence-specific DNA binding
Source: RefSeq, a predicted model, not a curated record
AUGUUUACUCCGAAGGACAUCAUGCCAAAGAUGCCAGGAUCAAUCAUGUCGUCAUCUUCCACCUCACCUUCCGAAACCCUCCCAAUUUCCAGGGGUGGCAAUCGUCAGCGGUCUACUCGAAAACGGCGGGCUCUUUCAUGGGGAGACAUGCCCCAAGGCGCACCCUGGGAUCUGACGGACUCGCUGAGCAAGUUGACUCAAAAUAUGACCGAUGUCCCAACCCUGGAUAUAGACAAAUGGGUGCGCCGGUCGGUUGAAGAACGCCGGAGGGAGACACAACAAAAAGGAAUGGUUCCGCGGCCCAUGAACCCCUUCAUGCUAUAUCGGUUGGCGUAUACAGAAAGCAUCAUAAGACUGUCGGCCCGACGCAACCCUCAAGUCAUCUCCUCUAUUGCAGGAAAGAGCUGGUGGAAGGAAACACAGGGUUUCCGCGACGAAUACGCGAGGCUAUCCAAGAUUGAACGCGAUGGCCAUGUCCAGGCGCAUCCGGACUACAAAUUUAAAAGAAAAUUGCGAAAAAGGCCGUCUGUUGCCGAGCCCGUGGCACUUUUUGAGAGUCCUGAACUUUCCGAAAACAGCAAUUGUGGCUGGCCUCCCGUCCAGGAUUCUGGAGCGAGUAUCCAAAGCCCCAUCGAUUAUCCCUACUUGGGGUCUCAUCCCGAAGGCAUUCUGGGAAAUCACUUCGAGCCUAUGGGAGGUGUUUUCCAAGGAGGCUAUUCCAGUGGCUUGGUUGGGCUUCCUGAUGAAGCGCACCACGACUUGCUUUGUCCUGAGCCGAUCAACCCCACGACUAGCAUCUUCAUAGACGGGAGCUACGUGGACCCUCAGUGGCAAGAAAGCCUAUGGUUUGUUUAG